AUGGCAAGUUGUGCGCGCGGCGAACAUGCUGCUGUGAAAUAUUCCCACUUUGAGGUUGGAGAAGUGUCCAAGGGGGACCCCGAGCCGCCGGGCAGCAAACCGCCCCGGCAGCCCAACGACCAAUGCCCGCCCCCCGCCAGGGCAGCGCACACCCGUAACGGAAGCCCUACUGACACUCCCCAUGGAAGCGCAUUCAACUCGCCCUUCGAGGAUCAGCUUCGACAGCGCAAUAUUCAACUUUCAAACCUCGCGUUACCAAAUGCACCCAACAGGAGUCGUUCUUUUGAGUGGCAUGACAAAUCUGCGCCUUCUCCUGGGCCUGCGCCCGUUCUCUCAUUGGAUAGGCUCCCGCCUGAAUUGCAUGACUACAUUUACGACAUCCUCGCAGCUUCAUCCUCGUCUCUUCAACAGGCUCAUGCUGAAGAACGAGGAAGACUGCCAUAUGCUAUAUGA
Messenger RNA from Phanerochaete carnosa HHB-10118-sp, 453 nucleotides. RefSeq lists its product as uncharacterized. The transcript is spliced from 3 exons. The record is from RefSeq and is a predicted model, not a curated record. Lineage: Eukaryota; Fungi; Basidiomycota; Agaricomycetes; Polyporales; Phanerochaetaceae. Bases 1 to 453 code for a protein of 150 amino acids.